AUGGUGAAGAUCAGCGUGCUGCGUGACUGCCUGAACGGCAUCGUCAACGCCGAGAAGCGGGGCAAGCGCCAGGUCCUCGUGCGGCCCAACUCCAAGGUGAUCAUCAAGUUCCUCCAGGUGAUGCAGAAGAAGGGCUACAUCGGCGACCUCGAGAUCAUCGACGACCACCGUGCUGGCAAGGUCGUGGUGGACCUGAUCGGGCGCAUCAACAAGUGCGGGGUCAUCUCGCCGCGCUUCGACGUCGCCCUCGGAGGCAUCGAGCAGAUCGCCAGCGACCUGCUGCCCUCCCGGCAGUUCGGGCACGUCGUGCUGACGACGCCCUACGGGAGCUCGCGGCGGCGGGCCAUGGCAGCCCCAGGCGGCGGCGACGGCAGCCCGCCGCCCUUGCCUGGCGGCGGCUCGCCGGGCGCGGGCGAGGCGCUCGUGCAGGGCGACCCGCUGGGCGCCGGAGUGCCGCGCGGCGGCGGCACGCUGGGCGCCUGCGGCGCCGAGGGCGGCGUGGUGCUGCGGGGCGGCCUGGGCGCCGAGGGCGCCGAGGGCGGCACCUCCAGGCGGCGGAGGGCGGGCUCGAGGCUCGCCGGCGACGUGGAGAGCCAGGGCGUGCUCAGGGAGAGGCCCGUGGGCGCGGCCGCCGCCGCCGCGGCCGCCGCGGCCGCCGGGGCCGCCGCGACGCCUCUGCGGGGGUGCGCGUGGCGUGACGGGCUGGCGCAGGCGGGGGUGGGCGCGGAGUCGGAGCCGCUGGCGCGUGGCCGUCGGCUGCCGCUCCGGCGGUCCUGCCCGCCGCGGCCGAGAGAGGCCUCAGCCGGAGAGCAGGGCUUCUACGCCAGGCACGUGCCGCAGGAGGUGAAGGGCCUCUACCUCGUCAAGUUCGCGGUCAGCCUCGCGGCCUCCUACCUGGGCAUCCAGCUUCUCAGCACCUUCGCCGAGGUGCUGCUCCCGUUCAUCUUCGCGGUCCUCUGCAUGAUGAUCCUGGACCCCCUGAAGGUGUUUAUCAUGCGAGUUCUCCAGAGGCUGGCGGUGAAAGCCUUCGACGCGCUCGGGCUGAAGGCCUGUCUGGAGCUCUCCGGCGUUCCCGGCCGACCCCAGGGGAGCCUCGAGGCCAUUGGCGCGAGGGAGGAGGAGUAG
This is a messenger RNA of Prorocentrum cordatum, 1125 nucleotides long. The record is from the annotation of a GenBank genome assembly. NCBI's taxonomy places the organism in Eukaryota, Dinophyceae, Prorocentrales, Prorocentraceae.